CGCAUACCAUGCCCAACUCUACGAUUAGCGCAGAGAAUCCUUUGAAAGGUGGCUGUUUCUGUGGUCAAGCUUCUUACACAAUAACAGCUCCGCCCAAAAUGCGAGCGUAUUGUCACUGCACGGGCUGCCAGCGUCUUAACGCUUGUCCCUACAAUUGGACCAUUCACAACGAUGCCUCGAACUUCACCUUCACUCACCCUCAGCCGCAUGCUGAGCGUCUAGAUUCCUUCGUCAAUCCUGACAAACCAUGGAAGACUCGCUUCAGGUGCAAGACAUGUGGAUGUACCGUCGCCUCGAAGAAUUCCAAGACGAAUAAUGUCAGUGUGUGGGGACCGCAUCUGGAGAGGGAUAAUGAAGGGAUGAUCAAGCGGUCGGAUGAGGUGAAACCUACGGCUCAUAUCUUCUACGGAACGAGGAUUGCGGACGUCAACGACGGACUGCCCAAGUGGGAGGGUUAUGAGGGGACAUCAAACCGGAUGGGAUAGAGCAGUGGUUGAAGUGUUGUACAUGGCAUAGCUUUCGCAAGAUCGUGGGCCAGUGUAUCACUGAAGUUCAACUGGUUGAUGAUUAUUUCUUGGUCUUUACGAGAUCCUCGAGAGCGUUGGUGUUUUGCGUGUUGCUGGGCGUGGAAUGGUGAUAUAUAGCGUCAG
Stereum hirsutum FP-91666 SS1 is the source of this 650-nucleotide messenger RNA. RefSeq lists its product as uncharacterized. The transcript has 2 exons. Gene Ontology annotation, molecular function: carbon-sulfur lyase activity. The record is from RefSeq and is a predicted model, not a curated record. Bases 9 to 485 code for a protein of 158 amino acids. Lineage: Eukaryota; Fungi; Basidiomycota; Agaricomycetes; Russulales; Stereaceae.